Molecule: messenger RNA, 3007 nt
Organism: Armigeres subalbatus
Lineage: Eukaryota; Metazoa; Arthropoda; Insecta; Diptera; Culicidae
Exons: 2
Coding region: 453-2684 (743 amino acids)
Molecular function (GO): nucleic acid binding; zinc ion binding
Source: RefSeq, a predicted model, not a curated record
UGUAACGAACUGUUUAUUAUUAGAGGGGAACUGAGUAGAGAAGAAAGAUAUCGAGAACUGGAAUAAACGGAAUUGAUUUUAAUUUGUUAGUUAAACUAUAUUUAACCGGGUUAAUUAUUCGCUAUUAUACGGAGAGUAUCACAGUGGCGACGAGGAAGACGAACAGCUGCCGGGAUAGAAGUGGAAUCGUACCAUCGUGAAAGAACACCCGAAAAAAGGGGAAAAAAACCGCAGAGGCGUACAGCAAAAUAACGCAGAGGCGAAACACAAAACACCGCAGAGGCGGACGCAGAUUCUUGCACCGGGUAAAAGGCCGCAGAGGCGGACACGUCACUGACUACAGGACGUGGAAUAGUUGAUAGGCUGCUGAUAAGUAGCGACUGCUAUAACGCAGUGAAUCUCAAGUCGACGAUUUCGAAAACAACGGCCAGAGGGCAAUCUCAAUUAAGACGAUGGAGAAGUGGGAUAUUCCCCAAUUUAAGUUCAAAUCAUUCCAUCCCAAUAACAUCCGAAACGAGUGGAUCAAAUACAAACGGAAUGUGGAUUAUAUAAUCGCGGCAACCGGGGAGAAAGAUCGCACGAAAAUUAAAAACAUCUUCCUGGCAAAAGCUGGACCGGAUCUGCAGGAAGUGUUCGCUUCGAUUCCGGGUGCAGAUGUACAAGAAGACGCUGAGAAGAAAGUUGAUCCAUUCGCUGUAGCAAUAGGCAAGUUGGAUGAUUAUUUCUCGCCGAAGCAACAUGAGACCUUUGAGCGAAAUAUCUUUUGGACGCUUAGGCCGGCCUCAGAGGAAACAUUAGGCAAGUUCAUGCUACGAUGCCAAGAUCAAGCUGCAAAGUGCAAUUUUGGUAAUAACGCAGAAGAAAGUCGUGCCAUUAGUGUGGUCGACAAGAUAAUACUCUAUGCUCCGAGUGAUCUCAAAGAGCAGCUGCUCCAGAAGGAUACUUUGAAACUGGACGACGUUACCAAAAUUGUCAGCUCAUACGAGUCGGUGAAGCAGCAAGCACAGUCGAUUAGUCUUCCGGGACCCAGUUCUUCCGGCGAGACGAAUUUCACAUCGCCAUCGAAUGUCAACAAAAUCAAACAACUUCCGAGCAAAGAAUGCACACGAUGUGGUCGAAGUGGUCAUUCUGCGAUUGACCCUGGCUGCCCAGCGAGAUUCAGGGAAUGCAUUAAAUGCAAACGUAUCGGACAUUUUGCUGCACAAUGCCGAUCAGUCCAGACACUGAAGCGCAAGCAGUUCCCGAAGACUGAAUCGCGAUGGCCAAAUAAGCGGUUUAAGUCACAUUCGGUGAAUGAGAUCGAAAUUUCUGAGGAGAAAGAAGACAAAAACUUUCUGUUCAGGAUUAGCGAUGGAGGCGAGUUGAUCCGGAUCAAGCUGGGUGGAGUAGUGCUGCAGGUACUCGUGGACUCCGGAUGUAAGAAAAAUAUAGUCGACGAGCGAUCGUGGAACUACAUCAAGGUGCACGGAGCAAAGGUAUGGAAUCAAAAGAAAAACUGCGAUGAGAUAUUUCUGCCGUAUGGAGAAGAUGCGAAGCCGUUGACACUCCUGGGAAAGUUUGACACAACCGUAUCGAUAGAUGAUGCCGGAAGGAUUCACGAGAGGGUGGCUACAUUUUAUGUAGUACAAGGCGGUCAGCAGUGUUUGCUGGGACGGAUCACAGCAACAGAGAUGGGUGUUUUAUUCAUCGGGUUACCGAGCACUCUCGGGGUUAACACUGUCAACACCAACGGUAUUCAGCCGUUUCCAAAGAUCAAGGGUGUGCAGGUAAAGAUACCGAUCGAUAAAUCCGUUUCGCCAGUCUGUCAGCAACCGAGACGGCCACCCAUUGCGCUGAUGAUAAAAAUUGAAGAAAAAUUGAAUUUUCUUCUUGCCAGUGACAUCAUAGAACCUGUCGAAGGUGGUUGUCCGUGGGUUUCCCCGCUGGUAACAGUGGUGAAGGACAACGGAGAUCUUCGCUUAUGUAUUGAUAUGCGCAGAGCUAACGCAGCGAUUGUACGAGAGCGGCACAUCAUGCCAACAAUAGAGGACUUCCUACCAAAGUUUAUAGCUGCAAAGUGGUUUAGCCGGCUUGAUGUUAAAGAAGCUUUUCAUCAAGUCGAGCUUGAUACCGAAAGUCGUUACAUCACCACUUUUAUAACGCACAUGGGUCUCUAUCGGUACAAGCGUCUGAUGUAUGGUAUAGCUUGUGCGCCAGAGCUGUUCCAACGAAUCCUUGAACAAAUCCUGAGUCCUCACAGCAAGUAUGUAGUCAAUUUCAUAGACGACGUUCUUAUUUUCGCUAGUACAGAAGAAGAACAUGAUGAAGUCCUCAAAGCGGUCCUUUCGACGUUGAAUGAUUAUGGCAUACUAUUGAAUCAAAGCAAGUGUGUGUUCAAGGUUUCGGAGUUGGAUUUUUUAGGACAUGUAAUAUCCCCCGACGGCAUCUGUCCAUCGAAUAGUAAGGUCGAGUCGCUUAAAAAGUUUCGGGCACCCGAAACCUCGGAAGAAGUUCGGAGUUUUCUGGGCUUGGUGACGUACAUCGGUCGGUUUCUACCGGAUCUAGCAACGGUAACUGCUCCGCUGCGUGAAUUAACUCAUGCUGGGGUUAAGUUUUCCUGGGGCGAGAAACAACAAGCGUCAUUUGCCAAGCUAAAGGAAAUGAUGGGAACGUUCAACACCUGCGAUUCUUCAAUAACUCGUUGAGGACGAGGGUUGUAGCUGACGCGUCACCGGUAGCACUCGGAGCGGUGCUCAUACAGUUUGAAGGACCCACCGACGAUGAUCCCCGGCCAAUCGCUUACGCCAGCAAAAGCCUGACAACGACUGAGAAACGCUACUGCCAGACGGAAAAGGAAGCUCUCGCACUGGUCUGGACAGUGGAGCGUUUUUCUGUCUACCUUCUGGGGCGCACGUUUGAGUUAGAAACGGACCACAAACCCUUAGAGGCGAUUUUCAAACCCACCUCUAGGCCAUGUUCGCGAAUUGAGCGGUGGGUGCUCAGACUCCAGUCAUUCUCCUUUGUGGUC